CGUUUCCUUGCUGUAGCACUGGUGUGUUAUUUUCCAGCAGAGCAAAGAUGAGGCCUCUUGCUAUUUUAGCUUUUUUAAUAUGUUUUUACAGCGUAAUAGAGAGCAGUGACUGCACACAGAACAGCACAGAACAUGACCAAGUUCUGUCCAUCAGAGCUACAACUGAAGAACAGGUGAACGUUCUGAAGAAUAUAACCAGAGAUAACCAGACAGUGCUGUGGCAACCAGCUUCUCCCAGUCACAUCACAACAAGAACAGACGUCCACCUGUACGUACAUUCAGGCAGCGUGCAUCAUGUCACCCACCAGCUUGAUGCACAUAAAAUCACCUACAGUGUUUUGCUGGAAAACGCACAGCACCUGAUAGAGAAGCAAACCAAAAACGAAACAACAGACCCUCGAAGUGGAGGAAUGAACAAGGACAGAUAUCUCUCUUUAGAAGAUAUUUAUUAUUGGAUAAAUAAAACAAGCCAAGAAUAUCCAGACAUGGCGGAAAUGAUGUUAAUUGGGUCAUCAUUCGAGAAACGUCCAAUUUAUGUUUUGAAGUUGUCAGGAAAGCGUCCAGCAGUAGAUAAAGCCAUGUGGAUGGAUUGUGGAAUUCAUGCCAGAGAAUGGAUCUCACCUGCAUUUUGCCUCUACUUUAUCAAAUAUGCUCUCACAUAUUACAACCAAUAUAGUGACGUCACAAAGAUGCUGAACAAGAUGGAUAUUUAUGUCUUGCCCGUCUUAAAUCCGGAUGGUUAUAAGUAUACAUGGACCACAAACCGCAUGUGGAGGAAGAACCGGUCUGUAAAAGAGGGAAGCGACUGUGUUGGAGUCGACCUGAACAGAAACUUUGAUGCCAAGUGGUGCACGGAGGGGGCCUCCAGUUUUCCCUGUUCUGAAAUAUACUGCGGUUCAUACCCGGAAUCAGAGCCAGAGGUGGAGGCUGUGGCCAAAUUCCUCCGCUCCAAAAAAGAAGUGGUCAAACUCUACCUUUCCAUCCACUCCUACUCUCAGAUGCUGCUGUUCCCUUACUCCUACACCUAUGAGCUGGCUCGCAACCACGCAGAGCUGCUUGAUCUUGCACAGGAUGCAGCAACGAAAAUACGACGAUUUUAUGGAAACGUUUAUCAGUAUGGCGCUGGAGCAAAAACUAUAUAUUUAGCUCCUGGAGGUUCAGAUGACUGGGCCUACAAUCAGGGGAUUCCGUACUCGUUUACCUUCGAGCUUCAAGACCGUGGAAAGUAUGGCUUCCUCCUUCCACCAGAGCUGAUCUCCAGUGCCUGCAACGAAGCUCUUCUGGCUGUGAAGACCAUUACUCUGCGUGUUCUACAGAAAAUUCCAUGAGUUUUUGCUUUGCGGAGAAACAGCUCGAUGUACUUCAGUGUGUGUAAUUUGGGCAUUCAGGCCAGUGUGAUUUUUAACUUCAACAGGCCUCAAGUUGGCUGUAAUGAAUGUGAGACCUUUUCUAUCAAUCUCUGAACUGUAAAGCCAAAAAGUAUAAUAAUGCUAAUAAAAAUACAGGCUUGCA
This is a messenger RNA of Astyanax mexicanus (Mexican tetra), 1512 nucleotides long. RefSeq names its product carboxypeptidase B2 (plasma) (gene cpb2). Gene Ontology annotation, molecular function: zinc ion binding; metallocarboxypeptidase activity. NCBI's taxonomy places the organism in Eukaryota, Metazoa, Chordata, Actinopteri, Characiformes, Acestrorhamphidae. The record is from RefSeq and is a predicted model, not a curated record. Gene Ontology annotation, biological process: proteolysis; fibrinolysis. Bases 48 to 1328 code for a protein of 426 amino acids. The transcript is spliced from 11 exons.